CAGCAACGGAAGGAGCAAGAUAGAAAGAGAAAGAGAUGGUUGGACCAGUGAGGCCUGAGUUUGUGCUGUUUGGUUCCUCCAUUGUUGAGCUCUCUUUUAACAAUCAAGGUUGGGGUUCCAUUCUCGCCCACCUCUAUUCUCGUCGGGCAGACAUAGUAUUGCGUGGAUAUUCAGGAUGGAAUUCAAGGCGUGCUUUGGAGGUUCUGUCUCAAGUCUUCCCAAAGGAAGGAGGAGUGCAACCAGCAAUGAUAAUUGUGUAUUUCGGGGGGAAUGAUUCAAUGCUGCCGCACCCAUCGGGUCUGGGUCCUCACGUGCCUCUUGACGAAUACAUUCACAACAUGAGGACCAUUGCUCUCCAUCUUCAGAGCCUUUCAGAAAAGACUCGCCUUAUAUUCCUCACUUCUCCCCCUAUCAACGAGGCUCAGAUUCAGAAAUCACUCAGUGGCGUGUUGGGUUUAACGCGAACCAACGAAUCGUGUAGGAGAUAUUCAGAAGCAUGCUUGAAGCUCUGUCAAGAGAUGAAUAUAAAAGCCAUUGAUCUCUGGAAUGCUCUCCAGCAAAGAGAUGACUGGUUAGAUGUCUGCUUCACGGAUGGAAUUCAUCUGUCAAGUGUGGGAAGCAAGAUAGUGGCAAAAGAAAUAAUGAGGGUUCUGAAAGAAGCAGAGUGGGAGCCAAGCUUGCACUGGAAAUCAAUGCCUAUGGAGUUUUCACAACCUUCCCCUUAUGAUCCUGUCAGUGCUGAUGGCAAAACCACCAUUAAUGUCUCUUCUUUGACCUUACCUGCAUUUGUGGAAUGGGAAUAAUUUAUGAAUCAUUUAUUGGACAGCUUAACCAAGUCUAGCUUUUCUCACUAUUGAAUACAUCUUUAAGAUGCUCAACGUAAUUGUUUGUUUGUCUGUUUAGAGACCAUUGUCAAGCCUUUCAAGGAAAAAUAUGAAUAAAUCUUACAUAUUUAUUCUGA
This is a messenger RNA of Prosopis cineraria, 961 nucleotides long. RefSeq names its product GDSL esterase/lipase WDL1-like. The record is from RefSeq and is a predicted model, not a curated record. Lineage: Eukaryota; Viridiplantae; Streptophyta; Magnoliopsida; Fabales; Fabaceae. Gene Ontology annotation, molecular function: hydrolase activity, acting on ester bonds. The coding region runs from base 36 to 803 and encodes 255 amino acids. The transcript is spliced from 7 exons.